AUGAGUGCUUACAACCCACCAAGACUUGUGAAUUUGGCAGCAAUGAGCCUAGUGAGAGAUGAGGCCUUGGCCAUCUCCUCUUUGGAGUAUCUGCCCAUGGAGCUCUACCCACCACUGUUCAUGGCCGCCUUCUCUGGCAGACAGAGUGAGACCCUGAAGGCCAUGGUGCAAACUUGGCCCUUUGCCCGCCUGCCUCUAGGAGGCCUGAUGCAGAAGCCUCACCAAGGAACCAUACAAGCAGUGCUGGGUGGCCUUGAUGUCCUGUUGGCCCAGAAGGUUCACCCCAGGAGAUGCAAACUGCAGGUGCUGGACUUGAGAAAUACUGGCCAGGACUUCUGGAACAUAUGGUCUGGAGACAUGAACCAUGUGUCCUCAAGCUUACUGAUGGCACCAGUGGCUGAGGACAUGUCAAGGACAAAGCACCCAUUGACUCCCUUGGUGGUAUACAUAGAACUUUGUCUCAAGACAAAGACCUCGAUCAAAUUCCUCACCUACCUCCUCAGGUGGGUGCAGCAAAGGAAAGGCUCCAUACACCUGUGCUGUAAGAAGAUAAAAAUUAUUUCAAGGUCCAAGGAAAAUAUUAAGAAAAUUCUCAGUAUGGUGAAGCUGAACUGUGUACAGGAGGUAGAAUUGAGUCUCAACCAAAAGCUGUCCACCCUGGCCAAAUUUUCUUCUCUCCUGGGCAAGAUGAGAAAUGUUCAGAGACUCCUUCUCCCCCCGAUUCAUGGGUCUGUUGCUGAGGAACAGGACCAUCAGGCUCUUUUGCAAUUUACCUCUCAGAUCCUCAGGCUGCAGCACCUCCAGGAUCUCCAUAUGGAAGGUCCAGCUUUCCUCGAAGGCCGCCUGAACCAGAUGCUCAGAUGUCUGAAGACCUCCUUGUACAACAUCUCAAUAACCAACUGCCUGCUUACAGAAUCAGACUUGACUCAUCUGUCCCAGUGUAGGAACAUCUGUCAGCUAAAGGGCCUGAAUCUGAACGGUGUUACCUUGACCAACUUUCAUCCUGAGCUCCUCCAAGUUCUGCUGGAGAAAGUUGCAGGCACUCUUGAAGAACUGGACUUAAACCUGUGUGGGAUCAUGGACUCCCACCUCAUGGCCAUCCUUCCUGUCCUGAGCAGCUGCUCCCAACUCAGGGUCCUCAGCAUAUGUGGGAACCUCAUCUCCAUGGCUGUCCUGGAGAGUCUCCUGUGUCAUACUGAUGGGUUGUCUGAUUUAAGUCUAGAGCUUUAUCCUGCCCCUCGGGAGAGUUACAGUUCUCUGGGUAUUCUUCACCAGGAGAGACUUGCCCAGCUAAAAGCUGAGCUUUGGGAGAUCCUUACAGACUUAGGACGUCCCAGGAAGAUUUGGGUUAGCCCCAGCCCCUGUCCUUACUGUGGUGAUGACAUGUGUGAUCACUUGAGUCCCAAUGCAUAA
Rangifer tarandus platyrhynchus (Svalbard reindeer) is the source of this 1413-nucleotide messenger RNA. NCBI's taxonomy places the organism in Eukaryota, Metazoa, Chordata, Mammalia, Artiodactyla, Cervidae. The record is from the annotation of a GenBank genome assembly.